GUGGGUGGGAGCGGGAACGGCUCUGGUCUGCAGUGCGAGGGGAGCGCCGCCGCCGCCGCCGCUCCUGCCGCUUCGGCUGCUGUAACCACCGCCGCUGCCGCAGCCGCUGCCGACAUGUUCCAGGGGCGGGAGAACGAGGGCGGCAAGCCAAGCUCCAGGGUAAUGAAACCCCCUGGAGGAGACUCAAGUAAUCUCUUUGGAACUCCAGAAGAAGUUAUUCCUUCAAGUAGACCAAAUAGAAUGGCAUCUAAUAUCUUUGGAGCAUCUGAGGAACCUCAGAAUAUACCCAAAAGGUCAAAUCCUCCAGGAGGGAAAGGAAGUGGUAUCUUUGAAGAGCCUACUCCUGUGCAGGCUCGAUGUCGUUCAAAUCCUCCUGGUGGGAAGACCAGUGACAUCUUCGGGUCUCCAGUCACCAUUACUGUGCCCUUAGCACACCCAAACAAACCCAAGGAUCAUAUUGUCUUACGUGAAGGCGAGGACACAAAAUUGCAACUCAAAGCUACAGAGAAUACACAGUCUUCAAGAGAAGAACAUGAUGAGAAAUGUGACAAAGGAAAGGAGGAACGAGCCAAGGAAGCUGAGUCUAAACUCAAGAUUGACAACCAUGAGCCCAGGUUGGGCCCCAGGCCUCGCUCACACAACAAAGUCCUUAACCCACCUGGUGGCAAAUCUAGCAUCUCUUUCUACUAAAGGAAACUAAUACCAGCAUCUUCAGACCAGAAACUCUUCUGUUAGGGUGUCAAGGUUUAUGGUUUCUAAUUAGUACAAGUUGGGGUGGGGUGGGGAGGGAAGGGGUUGAUGAUUUAUGUGAAGAUUUUCAUGUAGCUUGCUGCUCAAACUUGUCUUCUAGAAACGGCUAGGGCUACACAGGACCAGGGGACACAGAGCCUUUCAGGGAAUAAAGAAAACAAAUCUUAUGGGAGCAAUAAGGAAUUCCCCAGGUUUGCAUCCAAGAAUUAGUUCCAAAUGUGAGAGAAUCUUUGAUGGAGUGAAAGAAAAGGGGGAAAGAGUAGGAUCUUCAUGGGUACUAGGAACAUCUGUGUUUUGGUGGGCAAACGCACAUCUAGGGAUGGUCCUGCAGCAGUAGCCAUUGACAGUGUCACUAGGGGACUAAAAAUCCAUGUGAAUGAUGUAUUGGACAGCUGCCCAAGGAAUACUCCCCCUCUCUUUGUCUGGUAAAGGGAUACAACUUGUGUUCUAGAAGGGUAAUAGAUCAUUUAGCUCACAGAGUCCUUAAAUUAUAGGGUGAUGAUACAGGACCUUUACCUUUUCUGGGGGCAUUACUAAUAUUUAACAAAACGGGUGUCAAAUCUGUUUGUGUCCUUUUAAGUUUGCCUCCAUGAUGCAUUGUUCUGCAGAUAUCCUGAGGGUUUUUGACCUCUUUCCCACAAAAGCCAGGAAAAGACUCACUAAGCUGCAACUUGAAAGGGGUAUCAGACUUGAUUUGACAUCUUGCAAGUGCUUAUUGGUCAAGCCAAUUUUCCUUUUCCCUUGUUUGUAGACCUAUCCUUAAUGGCAGAUUUUUGCACCCAGAUCUUCCAAGGGCAUCAGUACCUUCUGUCAUCUAGGAGCCCUUGGCCUGAUCUUAGAUCAAAAGGCCUGCCUUACAUAAGAGAGUAAGUUGGUUCUCUUAGUAACUGAUUUUUAAAGUGAAUAAUUUCUCCUUGCCAUUCUCAUAAGCCUUAAAUGCCUUUGACUGCCUCUGCAGUUCACCAGUGGUGAACUUUCACAAACCACAGUUCUUUUCUAAAAGGGGGGAGUGGGGCCUUCGGUCUUUUGUAAAGGCCUUAUAAACCUAUCUGAUUUCUUUCUGAUAUUUUGGUUAUUCAUAUUUUUCUAACACUUUUUUUUUUUUUGCUUUAAUCACUUGAUGGGGGAGGAGAGCAAAUCACUGAGAACCUUUAGUUCUUCAAAAUUAACAUUUUGGACAAUAUUUAAAGAGCUAUUUUUAAUGCUGUUCAAAUACCAGCUUCACAAACUGCUGAUAACUUUGAACUAUUUAUGACACCUUAAUUACAUAGGUACACUAACGAGUAAGCAGAAAAUUCCCUUGUAUGAGUGAUUACUCAUUUUGGGGAAUCUCUGCAAUCUUCUGCCUAGUGAAAAUGGAAAUGUUAGAUAUGGAAAUUAACUAGCUCUAAUAUCAGUGGAUAAAAUAUGAGUUUUUCAAGUGGAGAUAAUAGACUGCAAUUUUCUUGAAGCUAUUCUAAUCACAUUUAACUACAGAAUCAUGUCCCUUUGACCCAUUUAGGGAAAUGUUCCUCAGUCAGAAGACUAAAUAACACUGUAUUUUACAAUUCCAUACCUCUUACAUUUUGGAACACACAUUAUUACCAUGCAAGUAGAGCAGAUGAGGUUUCAUGAUGGUGGGUUUCAUGAUGGAUAUCUACAAGGUGAACACCAAAUUCUGGAAAUACUCUUCUACUUGGAAUAUUUAACAAACUGACACCUUGUAUUAAUAUGUACCCAUUGUCCUCAAUAUUUAAGUGCCUAUAGCAAAUUGCUGUUAAACACUUCUUUGGCAAAUUAAGGGAACUGGCAUGUGGGAUUCGUUAGCCAAAGAUUUUACCUCUUGGGGAUUCUCUGAUGAUUUUGGAAAUUGCUUUAUAGCUAUGAUGAACUUGCUGUUUCCCGUGUGCUUGUAAAGUACAGACAAUACCCAAUUUAACUAACGGGCUGUGUUCUAAGAUUUUGGAAGUCAGUUGUUUGAAACAAAAUCAUGUUUAUGUAGAAACAAGUUGUAAAUGGUGAAUUCUUAGGCUAGAUAACAGAAGUCUACUUAACCCGGAAUGUAGCUAAACUAUGGAACCUAAUCACCAUUUAUAACCAUGUAUCUAUGGGAAAACAUGUUUCAGAUGAUAGCUUACAGUGGCAAAAACAUACCUCAUUAGCCACAUCCCUGGCAAUGCUAAUUCCCUUUUUCCACCUGAAUUCUGAAGCUCUAAGCCACUAUUGACUCCUAGAACAAGAAUUCAAGUAGAAUGAGGUGGGGAAUGACCGGGAUAAAGUAUCCAAUGAGGAAGAUGAGCAGAAGUGGUGUUCUAAAUAGCAGCCAUAGGAUAACAUUUUCCUUGCCCUUUUAACUUUUUUUUCCUUGUUACCUGGUUAUCUUGUUGCUGUGGACCCUGAAACGGUGUAGAGGGGCUCAGAAAGGGUGGAGAAUGAAAAUAGCACAUGAGAAUGAGAUUGGCUAGCAGGAAGAAGUGUUAAUGCAUCUGUGCUCAUUUGUAUGUAAAGGAGGUACAUAUAUGUCUGGCAUUUGUCUGUUGAACUGCCUAUAUUUGGAAGAUCCAAAGACUCUUAGCAUCCUACUCUCAGUCUCUUCUAAAAUGCAUUAAGAAAUUGUCUUGUAUUUUUUUUAUUAUGCCUUAAAACUUGUUUUUGUUUUUUUUAAUGCAGUUGGUGCCAACAUUUUCUCUAGAACUACGUCCAGAAACUGUGCUUAUAUUUUACAGUGUAAUUUUGAUGGGGGCAUUUUCUUACUUUUGCAGGGCAGAAAUGGGAAUAACAUUUACAUUAAACUUGGCAAUCAUGUAGUCAAAA
This is a messenger RNA of Trichosurus vulpecula (common brushtail), 3543 nucleotides long. It is a transcript of the gene JPT2, whose product is annotated as Jupiter microtubule associated homolog 2. The record is from RefSeq and is a predicted model, not a curated record. Gene Ontology annotation, cellular component: nucleus. NCBI's taxonomy places the organism in Eukaryota, Metazoa, Chordata, Mammalia, Diprotodontia, Phalangeridae. The coding region runs from base 115 to 690 and encodes 191 amino acids. The transcript has 5 exons.